Pelodiscus sinensis (Chinese soft-shelled turtle) is the source of this 1495-nucleotide messenger RNA. Lineage: Eukaryota; Metazoa; Chordata; Testudines; Trionychidae. The record is from RefSeq and is a predicted model, not a curated record.
GCCCUGCCGUGCUCAGGGCUGAGCCUCCACCUCACGCCAGAGGAAGGGUCUGGAAUGAAAAGUCUCUUUUAAUGUUGUGUUCGGGGCUCCUGGCUGCAAUUCUCCCUCUGCAAACAAGGAGAUUCCUGGGCAGAAGGAGACGGAAAUUUCACUUGUACCUUGGGAAGAGCUUCUGUCGAGACCCGCGGGAGGGGAAGAGCCGUGAGGGGGCUGCGCGCUGGGACUGCAGCAAAAGAUGCCAGUGAGCUUCACGACAGCCCUCCGUGUUUGUGGAACCAGUCUCUUUGCCGUGCUGGUGCUGGGAGGCAUCCUCGCCGCCUACAUCACCGGCUACCAGUUCAUCCACACGGAGAAGCACUACCUCUCCUUCGGCCUCUACGGCGCCAUCCUGGGCUUGCACCUCUGCAUCCAGAGCCUCUUUGCCUUCCUGGAGCACCGGCGCAUGCGGCCGCAGGACCGGCCCCUGGAGCCGCCCCGCUCCGGCUCCGUGGCCCUCUGCAUCGCCGCCUACCAGGAGGACCCGGACUACCUGAAGCAGUGCCUGCGUGCGGUGAAGCGCAUCUCCUUCCCCCGCCUCCAGGUGGUGCUGGUGGUGGAUGGCAACGGCCCGGACGACACCUACAUGCUGGAGAUCUUCAAUGAGAUCCUGGUCCGGGGCCUGGGCCAGAUCCAGCAGCUGGUGCGGAGCAGCACGUACGCCUGCAUCCUGCAGAAGUGGGGGGGGAAGCGCGAGGUGAUGUACACGGCCUUCCGGGCGCUCGGGGACUCCGUGGACUACAUCCAGCGGGUGGGCGCGGUUGGUGGAGACGUUCAGAUCCUGAACAAGUACGACUCGUGGAUCUCCUUCCUGAGCAGUGUGCGGUACUGGAUGGCCUUCAACGGAGGCUGCGUGCAGUGCAUCAGCGGGCCCCUGGGCAUGUACCGCAACGCCCUGCUGCAGCGCUUCCUGGAGGACUGGUACAACCAGACGUUUCUGGGCAGCAAGUGCAGCUUUGGGGACGACCGCCACCUCACCAACCGUGUCUUGAGCCUGGGGUACAGGACUAAGUACACCGCCCGCUCCACGUGCCUCACCGAGACGCCCACCAGGUACCUCCGCUGGCUCAACCAGCAGACCCGCUGGAGCAAGUCCUACUUCCGGGAGUGGCUGUACAACGCCCUGUGGUUCCACAAACACCACCUCUGGAUGACCUAUGAGUCGGUGGUGACGGGCUUCUUCCCCUUCUUCCUCAUCGCCACGGUGAUCCAGCUGUUCUACCGCGGCCGCGUCUGGAACAUCCUGCUCUUCCUCCUCACCGUGCAGCUGGUGGGCAUCAUCAAAGCCACCUACGCCUGCUUCCUGCGGGGCAGCGCCGAGAUGAUCUUCAUGUCGCUCUACUCCCUGCUCUCUCAGUUCAGUUUCUUCAGCUGUGCUAGACUCCGAAUCCGAGCCCCACAGCCGCUCUGGUGCCCCGCCCUGGCCGUUCUCCUGAGCCCUUGCUCCAGCGCGGUGUGA